UAGCCCUUUUGGAUUUUUUCUCCCAAACUCCAUUUUUGAAAAAGCGCUUUCUGUGGUCAAAAUACUGUGUGUGACACAGUUCAGUGUUGCAAUGUUCACAGAAGCGGCGAGGUCGUUUCUUCAGUCUUGGGACUUCCAUCUUUCAACUGACAGCACACUGUGUUGAUAUCACAACAGAGAGUCAGGCCACCGCGCUUGUUUAUAUCAUAUACGCAUGCGCGCACGUCUCGCGAGAUCUUCCUUAUAACAAUAACCUCGCAUGUGAUUGGAGGAGCCAGACGAGAUUGUCGCCUUCGUCCAAUCACGUGCGAGGUCACGGCCUAUGACGAGUCAUACAGCGGUACAAGACGAGCAUAUAACAGACACAGUUUGGUGUUUGUUCUCAAAAAAUUUUCUACAUUUCCUGUGUUUUUGCUACUUUGCGCUUUCGUGAGAUCUACAAUGGCAGGACGGCGUCUAGCCUUCAGCUCUCCUUCAACUCCGCUGCAUGGACGCGACCAACCCCUUUCAUCCAGUCCGCUGACCGAUGAGAAGAAACUGCUGAAUGCUUUGAGUGGACUGUCUCGUCAGCUUACUCUGCUUACGUCCAAUGUGAAUGAGCAGUUUGCCAAUGUGAACGGGCAGUUUGCCGCAGUAAACUCCAGGUUGCUGACCAUUGAGGAUAGGUUGGCUGCUUUGGAGUCGAAAAACUGUAACGGUACUGUGGAAGAAAAUAACUCCAAGAAGAGAAGACGGGCGAACAAUCCCAAGAUUGCGGAGGCUGUACGGCGUCUUCAUAACUCUGAGGCAAACUGCAGGCGCUAUGAACCAGAGCAAGGACUAACGUCGCCUCACAACGAAGCCGUGACCUCCUAUUUGCUUGGGGCUAUUUCAGCAAGUCCCGAUUUAACCGCUGAGAGUGACGACAUUGUUUCUGCCUGUAAGACGUAUUAUGAGUCGGUACGCCGGAGCUUCAGAUACAAACAACCUGAACUCGCAUCGCGGGCGGAAAAUGCGAAAAGUUUAGCUCGGAGUCGAUCCAGAAGAAAAAGGUUGCUGGAAGCGAGACGAAGUGUGCUGGCUGAGGAUGAGAUGGAAAUUUGGAGGUGCGCCACCAUAGAUCUCAUGUCUGAUGAGGAAGACGGCAUUGUUGACGGGGUGUCUGGAUGGAUUGUGCGGCCACCGCCCUCUCGCAGCCUGGAAACUCUCUGA
Paramisgurnus dabryanus is the source of this 1191-nucleotide messenger RNA. Lineage: Eukaryota; Metazoa; Chordata; Actinopteri; Cypriniformes; Cobitidae. The record is from RefSeq and is a predicted model, not a curated record.